Molecule: messenger RNA, 4023 nt
Organism: Leptonychotes weddellii (Weddell seal)
Lineage: Eukaryota; Metazoa; Chordata; Mammalia; Carnivora; Phocidae
Source: RefSeq, a predicted model, not a curated record
AUGUCCGCACCCCCUGGGCAGGAUGAAACUGGUGCCUAUUUAAUCGACAGAGACCCCACCUACUUUGGGCCUGUGCUGAACUACCUGAGACACGGGAAGCUGGUCAUUAACAAAGACCUUGCAGAGGAAGGAGUGCUGGAGGAAGCAGAAUUUUACAAUAUCACCUCACUAAUAAAACUUGUAAAGGACAAAAUUAGAGAACGAGACAGCAAAACGUCGCAGGUGCCGGUGAAGCACGUGUACCGUGUGCUGCAGUGCCAGGAAGAGGAGCUCACUCAGAUGGUGUCCACCAUGUCUGACGGCUGGAAGUUCGAGCAGCUGGUCAGCAUCGGCUCUUCCUACAACUACGGGAGUGAAGACCAGGCCGAGUUCCUGUGCGUGGUCUCUAAGGAGCUGCACAACUCCCCGUACGGCACGACCAGCGAGCCCAGCGAGAAAGCCAAGAUUUUGCAAGAACGGGGUUCAAGGAUGUGAGAACACAGUGAUGACAGCUGAAGAAACAUUUUAUCUUGUCCCAAGUUGCGACGAUCUGCCAUGUGGAGGAAGCUUGGCCGUGAGAAGAAACCUGCGUUUGACAAUUUCUCUGUAGAGAUUUGGGUGUGGAUCCUUUUUUGCCUCUGAGGUGGGCGGUGAGAGACGGGACCAGCUGUCUGAGGCCAGGCGUCUCCACUUGGAGGAGGCGUGCUGGCCGGGUGGGUGUCCCCACGGGGGCCUCCGUGAGGCAUUCCCCGGGCUGCAUGGGCCUGAGGCAGGAUGCUUCCAGCCAACCCCUGUAAUCACCGAAGGUCAUUUAAAGGACAGCGCUCUUGGUGCUAACAUAAACAGUCUGUGACGGAGCCUAGGCCUUACUGGUAGGAAGUGGCCGCAGCACCGUGGUCCCAGGCUCUGGGUGCCUGCUGGUCACCCACACGUGCACCAGGCCCUGGUCCUCGGGUCAGGGAGUCUGCUCUGCCUCCCCGGCAGGAGUGGUUGGCGAUUUGCACCCCUGGCGGGUGGCUCCUGAGAGAGACGGCCUCCACGUGUUCACUACUUCCCGGGCCUCGGCCCCGAGGCCCGGCCUCAUUCCGAGCCAGGCUCCCCGGCCUGACCCUGCCUGGAACAGUCGAGGCUUCUCCACUUGUAUUUUCCAGGCCAGAGAACUUUGCGUCCCUUCUUCCCUAGUGUGGAUGGACUACCCUGCGUUUUUACUCCUUAGAAAUGCCUACAAGCGUUGCCGCAUUUGGGACUGAUGUGUGAAGUCAUUGACAGGGACGGAGCAGUUUGUGUGGUGUGGCCCGGCCAUGGGCCUGUGGCGGAGCUGCCACCCGUCAGUGCCUUUGUCUCGCCUGGGAUGGAGGUCGGGGCGGGAGGCCUGUCCACCUGGCUUCCAGAGUGGAGACUCCAGGUCACUCUGAAAACCGGAUGUUUACACAAAUCUCUCCCUCUUGCCGGCUCGCUCCUUUUCUUUGUCUAACUAUGCAGUUCUCUCUGGGGUUUGGGGUGUUUGAGACUCCGGCGACCCGCACGGACUCUGCACGGACAUGACAUUGGAGCGACUGGGAUCCCUGUAAACAGCGCUGCUCGCAUGCUUUGAGGACAGAUCUUUCCUAGCUGUCGGGGGGCUGUCAGAGCCCGGUGAGGGGGUUGGCUCGGACGAGCAGCUGUCUGCUUCCUCACCAGGGCCGCUGUGCGCUCUGACUGCCGCUGAGCAGGGCAGAGGCCUGGGCGUGCUUAGUUUCCAGUGCUUCCGGAGGCUUCUUGCCUUUGCCCUCUUCUUUGCCAAUAACCUGAUUAACCAAGUUCUCCGGCACCCGGGAUUUACCUCCUCCUUUCUGUAAGGUCUCUUGUACAUUGUUAAAUGUUUGGCUUCAAAUUCAUCGCAACCUUUCUAGAGGGCACGUUUAGGGCCCGGCGACCCAUCCUCCCAGUGAGCCCGGGGCAGGGGCAGCCCCUCGUUGGCCUUGGGGUGUACCUGUGGGUGCUGCUGGCCACGUAGCGUUGUUUGAUCUAGGACCUUGACAUAAUAGAUAGGCUUGUGGUUUUUUAAUUUAAAGAUAUUAAGACUUAAUUCACUAAAAUUUAUUCUAAGGGGAUAUUUAUACUUUUAUACUUUUUUAGGUAUCCGUAUUUUAUCAGCUUACAGUUUAAUGCCUAAGUUUCCCCUGAAAAUAGCAAAUAAAAUUGUGUAUUUAUGAAUGAGAACAACUGUAAGUGCCUCAGAAUGCAUGGAGAAGGGUCUGCUGCAGAAGCGCUUCAUGGGCUCGGGGUGGCCCCGUCCGUGGCCCCAUCCAUGGGCUGUGGUCUGUGGCCUGCCCUGCGAGGGCCCGUCUUCCUCCCCUCGGCUGGGCCGCCUUGCCUACCCCCUGCUGGCAUCCUGCCCCCUCCCCGGGGACAAAGAUCAUCUUCGAGUGACAUGUUUAAAGCACGCUCAUCCUGCCCAGAAGUGCCACCUGCGGAGACAUUUCUCCGGUCCUGGGGUGCCUCCCCCACCCCCCAUCCCCACAGCUGCUCCGGCUUCCCCCACUGGCUGUUGUUCGAAAGCUCUGGGCCGCCCCCCCACACUUGGGGGAAAGCCCCCCUGAGGCUGGCUAGGAUGUCUUUGACCCCAGCCUUGUCCGAGUGUCCAUCCUGCUUGCAGGUGUGCCGCUGGCCUGGCCAGGGCUCCCAGGGUCCUGGGGCUUUGUCCUGCUGGCCCAGUUUGGGGAGCUGGACCUACUUGCCUGGGGGGGGGUGCUCAGUGUGCAGCCAGGGGCACAUGGGGAAGGACUCCAAAUCCUGCUUCAAAGAGUUGGCUUUCUGUGCAGACUGACUUGGCACCUUCCAGCUCUGAUGCCAACAGCAAAUCUGAACGUGUCUCCUGUCCAAGCAAAGGACUGGAAGGAAGCCAGCCGCCCACCCCUGUCCCGAGACUGAGGGCCCUUACUCUGGGUCUCCUGGGCAGGGAGGGAGCCCUGCCUCUUGAACCUUGCGCUCCAGCCUGUCUGCCGGGGGUAGGUGUGAGGAGGGCAGGGGCCCAGCUUUCUGGGCAGCCAGCCCGGUAGCUCCAGCAGGCAGGACAGAAGAGGGAGGCGGGUGCGUGGAGUGUGCAGCUGCUGGUCCCCCCCGCUGAGCCCGUGUCCAGAACCUUCUAGGGCCCUGCAGAGGGGCAGGCAGCAGCCCUGGUCCCCUGGCCAGGCUUCUCCUCCCUGCUGUGCUUGGUUGUGUCCACCCAGCAGGUCUUUCUGGCCUCGUAACAUCCUCCCCAGAGCAGGAGGCAGUGGCUGGCUCGGGGGGCCCAGGGCCGCAGCUGUUCCUCCGUCCCUGGGAGCCUGUGCCCUCAAGCCGGCCGGGUGCCUCAGAGCUUGUGUGAUCAGUGGCCUGGCCGGGGGCCGGGCUCCGCUCCAGCCCCCCGGGUUGAGAGGGACUUGGUCUCUGGUUUUGACUUGCACACACACCCCUUUUCCUUCCUCCUGAGUGCGUCCCGCCUGCCCUGCCUUCUGAGCACCUGACCUCGGGGUGGCUGCAUCAGGCUCCUACUCCCUGCACAGAUGCUCCAGGGCCUGGGACUCAGCACAGGGUACAGGGCCAAUCCUUUGACCUCACAGCCACAGCUGACCUCUGGUUCUUGAGGCCAGAAGGGGCCUGGAGAGCUGGCCCAGUGGUUUUCCUUCCUGGGGCUCCCACAGGCUGAUCGUAAUGCGCACACAGGUAUGGAUUUCCGUGCUUGGCUGCAGCCCCCGAGAGGUCGGCCCCCUCCUCCUGUUUCCCCUGCAGGCUGCUGUGGUUGCCCCAAGGUGGGCUUUUCGCUGUGGGCCCCAGCCUAUGCAGGAAGACAGUCUCCUGGUCUGUGCCUGCCUGCUCUCUGACACCUCCGUCCACCCCCUGGCAGAUGGCUCUGAGGCUUGGCAGCAACAUGGAAAGUUGUGUAUGAGCUGCCCCCCUGCCCAGGGUGGGAGAGGAGACGGUGACGGCAGGACGGUUUCUCUCCUCAGCCCCUGUCCCAACACUCGUCCACUUGCUGUGGGUGUCAACUGCAUGAAAUAAACCUCUCCCUUUAAACCCCCA